AUGCCUCCUCGGAAUGAGCCCUUCCACGUCGCCAUCGCCGGCGCGGGCAUCGCCGGGCUGACGGCCGCCAUCGCGCUGAUCCACAAGUACCCCGGGUCUAUCAAGGUGACAGUCUUCGACCAGGCCACCGAGCUCCGGGAGAUCGGCGCUUCAAUCGGCCUCGGGCCAAACGGGCUGCGGGUGCUCGAGAAGCUCGGCGUGGACGCCGCUCUGUCCGAUGAGAUCGCCUUCCGGCAGCCGAGCGGCUGGCCUACCGUCUACCGGCACUGGCGGACGGACGAGGUCAUUGCCUACGACGUGCACCAUGAUGUCCCAAACCCGAGGCAUGCUAUGGCGCGGUAUCACCGGGCGCAUUUGCAGAGGGCGCUGCUGGAUAGUCUGCCGGAGAAGGUCGAAUUGAAGCUGAAGAAGCGGCUGGUGGGCUUGACUGUGAAGAAGGGUCCCGAUGGAUCAGAUUCGGGAGUUUCCGUAGCCUUUGAGGACGGCACUACCGUCGAUGCUGACUUGCUGAUUGGAGCCGACGGUAUCCAUUCCAAGGUCCGGAAGACGUUCGUCCCUGAGCACGAGCUCAAGUGGACGGGGUGGGUAGCAUUCCGGUCGGCCUUUGACGCCUCGGUAUUGGAUGAUGUGGAAGGCCUUCCUGAAGAUGCUAUCUUCUGGGUCGGUCAUGAGAGGACUCUCUUUGCAUCGAGGUUAGGAAAGAAUCAGUAUACGGUGGUUGGAGGGUAUCAUUGCAACCCAGGGGAUCCCAACGCAGACUUUCGCGACACAAAAUGGAGCGAGCCUGGAGACUUGGAAGUUCUGAGGAACUACUACAAGGGCUGGAACCCAAUGGUGGAAGCCAUCGUCAAUAGAGUGCCGUACACACGUCUUUAUCCCAACUAUGCUGGCAUUGGACUCGACCAUUUCACAUUUGAGAACAGAGUCGUCCUCCUCGGCGAUGCAGCCCACACACAUGGUGGUGCGUUCGCUGCCGGUGGAUCACUCGCUAUUAACGACGCAUACGCGCUUGUUCUUGGCUUGUCAUAUGCUUGGUCGCCCGGGAGUCUGGAGAAGCCUACUCCUGGACAAAUCAGGAAAGCAUUAGAUUUAUACGAGAAGACACGCAAACCACAUAUUGACAAACUCCUGUCAAUCAUACACUCGGGCUAUCGAAAGCCUUGGGAAGGCGCAGAGACAGCAUCCGAGACAGACGAGGAGCUUCGGAAGAGGAUAGACGGCCGUCCGGACCCUUCAUGGCUGGCAGAGCAUGAUGUUGAAGCAAGGUUUCUGGAGGUCGUAGAAGAGUACGAAAAGCGUGAGACCACUAAGAAUCAGGAGAAAGAAUUUAAAAGCCCCCAGUCUAAUGGCGAGGCCCAAACCAAGAAUGGGAUUGACUUCGAAGGGCUCCUGGCGUAG
Phaeoacremonium minimum UCRPA7 is the source of this 1398-nucleotide messenger RNA. RefSeq names its product putative salicylate hydroxylase protein. Lineage: Eukaryota; Fungi; Ascomycota; Sordariomycetes; Togniniales; Togniniaceae. Gene Ontology annotation, molecular function: FAD binding; monooxygenase activity. The record is from RefSeq and is a predicted model, not a curated record. The transcript is spliced from 3 exons. Bases 1 to 1398 code for a protein of 465 amino acids.